This is a messenger RNA of Lipotes vexillifer (Yangtze River dolphin), 1563 nucleotides long. It is a transcript of the gene MMP28, whose product is annotated as matrix metallopeptidase 28. The transcript has 8 exons. The coding region runs from base 1 to 1563 and encodes 520 amino acids. Gene Ontology annotation, cellular component: extracellular matrix. Gene Ontology annotation, molecular function: zinc ion binding; metalloendopeptidase activity. Gene Ontology annotation, biological process: collagen catabolic process; extracellular matrix organization; proteolysis. NCBI's taxonomy places the organism in Eukaryota, Metazoa, Chordata, Mammalia, Artiodactyla, Lipotidae. The record is from RefSeq and is a predicted model, not a curated record.
AUGGCCGCGCGUGUCGGCCUCCUGCUGCGCGCCCUGCCGCUGCUGCUGUGGGGCGGUCUGCACGCCCAGCUCGCCCAGCGCGUAGGCCAGGAGCUGCGCAGGGAGGCGGAGGCAUUCCUGGAGAAGUAUGGGUACCUCAGUGAACCCAUCCCCAGUAGUCCCGCCUCCACGCGAUUCAGCAAUGCCAUCAGGGAGUUCCAGUGGGUGUCCCAGCUGCCCAUGAGCGGGGUGCUGGAUGCCGCCACGCUGCGCCAGAUGACGCAGCCCCGCUGUGGGGUGGCAGAUACCGACAGCCAGGUGGCCUGGACCAAGAAAGUCAGUGCCCUAUUUACUGGACGUCGGGCCAAAAUGAGGCGUAAGAAACGCUUUGCCAGGCAAGGCAACAAAUGGUACAAGCGGCAUCUCUCCUACCGCCUGGUGAACUGGCCCCAGCACUUGCCUGAGCCGGCAGUUCGGGGGGCCGUGCGCGCCGCCUUCCAGCUGUGGAGCAACGUCUCGGCGCUGGAGUUCUGGGAGGCCCCGGCCACAGGCCCCGCAGACAUCCGCCUCACCUUCUUCCAAGGGGACCACAACGACGGGCUGAGCAACGCCUUCGAUGGCCCAGGCGGCGCCCUGGCGCACGCCUUCCUCCCCCGCCGCGGCGAAGCGCACUUCGACCGCGACGAGCGCUGGUCCCUGAGCCGCCGCCGUGGGCGCAACCUGUUCGUGGUGCUGGCGCAUGAGAUCGGCCACACGCUCGGCCUGACCCACUCGGCCGCGCCGCGCGCGCUCAUGGCGCCCUACUACAAGAGGCUGGGCCGCGACGCGCUGCUCAGCUGGGACGACGUGCUGGCCGUGCAGAGCCUGUAUGGGAAGCCCCAGGGCGGCUCAGGGGCCAUCCAGCUCCCCGGAAAGCUGUUCACGGACUUUGAGGCCUGGGACCCCCACAGACUCCAAGGAAGGCGCCCCGAAACCCGAGGUCCUAAAUAUUGCCACUCUUCCUUCGAUGCAAUCACUGUAGAUGGGCAACAUCGACUGUACAUAUUUCAAGGGAACCAGUUCUGGGAGGUGACAGCUGAUGGCAACGUCUCAGAGCCCCACCCACUACAGAAAAGGUGGGCAGGGCUGCCCCCCCAUAUUGAGGCUGCCGCGGUGUCAUUGGAGGAUGGAGACUUCUACUUCUUCAAAGGGAGUCGAUGCUGGAGGUUCCAGGGCCCCAAGCCAGUGUGGGGCUCCCCACAGCUGUGCCGGGCAGGGGGCCUGCCCCCCCACCCGGAUGCUGCCCUCUACUUCCCUCCUCUGAGUCGCCUCAUCCUCUUCAAGGGCACCCGCUACUACGUGCUGGCCCGAGGGGGGCUGCAGGUGGAGCCCUACUACCCCCGAGGCCUGCAGGACUGGGGCGGUGUCCCUGAGGAGGUCAGCGGCGCUCUGCCCAGGCCCGACGGCUCCAUCAUCUUCUUCAGAGACGACCGUUACUGGCGCCUCGACCAGGCCAAACUUCGAGCAACGCCCUCGGGCCGCUGGGCCACAGAGCUGCCCUGGAUGGGCUGCUGGCACGCCAACUCGGGGGGCACCCUGUUCUGA